GGACAAUGCGGCUUCCCGCGGCGAUCCUGUAUCACUACCCCUGCACGGAUGGAGUGUUUGCGGCACUGGCAGCGCAUCUGUAUCAUCAGGCCAUCGGCAAGGCUGCGCGAUUCUUUCCAAAUGCUGUCUACCGUCCACUCAGGUUGGUGGACGAGCUGCCCGUCGAGGAAGUCGACGUGUUUUACCUUUUAGAUUUCGUGGGUCCUGCCGGUUUCGUCACAGAUCUUUGCAGUAAAGCUAAAGAAGUUGUGGUGUUGGAUCACCACAAGACGGCACUCCACAAGCUUCACAGUGAAGACCGUGCACCACAAAAUCUCCAUUCAGUCGUUGACAUGAAUCGAAGUGGAGCUACGAUUGCUUAUGAUUACUUUUCGGAGCGUUUUCCAGAACUUUGGAGUGGAGAGCACAAGUUGCAAAAGAUGUACAAGUAUGUGGAGGAUGGCGACCUUUGGCGCUGGAGCAUUCCAGAGAGCAAGGCAUUUUCGAGCGGUAUCCAGGAUUUGAAGCUGGAGUACAAUGCCGUGCUGAAUCCUUCAAUUUUCAACCAGUUGCUGGAACUUGAUAUUGACUCUGUUCUUGAGAGAGGAAAGCAAAGAGUGUUAGUGCAUCAAGAAAUUAUACGCUCUAUUCUCGAAAACUCUUUUGAAAUCGAGAUUGGAAAUGGCAAGUUUGGGCGUUUUCUUGGUGUAAGAGCAGACAAUGCACAGGAGCUUAGAAGUGAUCUCGGACAUCAGCUUGCGGAGAAAAGUCUUCGCGCUGGCUUAAGGCCUAUCGGUGCAGUGGUUUAUGAAGUCGAAGAACUUGGAGAUCCAGACACUCUGAAAGUGAGCCUUCGAAGCAUCGACGAUGACACAACGGGUAUAUCUCAGUCCUACGGAGGGGGUGGUCACCGCUGUGCAAGCUCUUUCAUGAUAAAUAAGGCUGAGCUCGAGCAAUGGAUUUAAUCGGCGAGUAAAAGUGCCUCAAGUGGCAUUUAAAAAGCGUUUCUUUCUUCUGCAGCUGCCAAUCGAGUUGUUUUGUUUUUUCCUUUGUCCAAACAAUGAGGUGCAUUUCUCCAUUCAGUCAGUGAGUGGUCCCUUCUCUUCGUACAUCUCGCUCCAAAACUUUCAACGUUUCAAUGCUGUGUUGCCGUGUUAAUCCGAUCGCUGCGCGUGCUCGAUUAUAACACUUGUCAAGUGUCAAAUGUGAACGAAAGUAACCAAGGUAACCCGUGCUUCAUUUUUCUUGCUAUUGCUCAUUACUAUACAUCACUAAGUUCCCAGACAAUGUGGAAAAGAACUUGCGCUUUAAGUUCAAGAUCAAAGAAAAUCCACGUGCUUGCGAUCGGGAA
Selaginella moellendorffii is the source of this 1330-nucleotide messenger RNA. RefSeq lists its product as uncharacterized. The record is from RefSeq and is a predicted model, not a curated record. The transcript has 8 exons. The coding region runs from base 6 to 944 and encodes 312 amino acids. Lineage: Eukaryota; Viridiplantae; Streptophyta; Lycopodiopsida; Selaginellales; Selaginellaceae.